UCUUUCUCAAUGUUUUGUCCUCAAAAUAAAUAAAAAUGCAAAUUUGAUUGUAUUAACAUUAGGUUAUACUUCAGUUUUUAAUUAGUACAAAUUUUCUCAAUAUCGAAAAAAAUAAAAUAAAAAAAAAAUAAAAUUAAAAAAUUAAAAAUGAUCAAUCUUAAUUUCAUGAUACAUAUAAUGUCCCCCACCUCCACCCCCACCUCAAAAAAAUGCCACCUUUUUUAGUCCUUCCAUUACUAAUUCAAGGGGAGGACCCCUCUCUUUUAUCCUACUACAUAAAAAGUUCCCAAUUAAUUGAAAUGCACAUUCAAUCAUCCUUGCCUUCUUAGUUCUUGGUACCUCCCCCCUAGCUUCUUCCUAAAAACAAACUUAUAAAUCUUAUUACAAGAUCUACAAAUCCAUUAUAUAUCCCUCUUUUAUUUCAUCCAAAAAAAUAACUCCACUUUAACAAAGUCUCCUACAACUAACUACCAUAUAUACAUAUAUAUAUAUAUAUCCCUUCAUCAAAAACACCAAAAACCCACAUCUUUCAAAGUUUCAAAAACACCAAAAAAAACAUCUUUCAAAGUUUCAAAAACACCCAAAACCAAAAAAAAAUGCCAUCCAUACACUCAAUCCCAUUCAAAAAACUUCAACACCCAUCUUCAUUGAUAUCUCUUCUACGUAACUCAAACCCUAAUUAUGAUUCAAAGUCUAAAAAAUCAACCUCAAAAACAUCCUCCUCAUCAAAAGGUGGACUCUUUAAGAUGUUCAAGCUAUUCCCACUCCUAACCUCUGGUUGCAAGGUGGUGGCUCUACUAGCCAAGUCCCACCACCUUCGGCGGCCGUUGAUAUCGGAUCAUGCCACCAUUAUCACCCUCUUUGGGGCGCGGCGAGGGAAGAUUACCUUAGCUAUCCAAGAGAACCCUCAUAGUAUCCCUAUGUUUGUUGCUGAGCUACCUAUACUUUCUUCCAUUUUCUACAAAGAAAUGUCUUGUGAUAUUCUAAGAGUUGCCCUAGAAAGUGAGAAUAAAACACAUAAAAAGAAGGUUAUGGAAGAGUUUGUAUGGGCUGUUUAUUGUAAUGGUAGGAAGAUGGGUUAUUCCAUUAGAAGGAAACAAAUGUCUGAUGAUGAGUUACAUGUUAUGCAUAUGUUACAUGGUGUAUCAAUGGGUGCUGGAGUGUUGCCACCAUCACCACAUAAUAAUAACUAUCAUCAUGGUCAUGCUCAUCAUGAUCAUGCUCGUGAUCAUCAUCAUGGUCAUGCUCAUGAUCAUCAUGGUCAUGAUCAUGAUGAUGAUGAUGAGAAGAAGGAGAAAGAUGAUGGAGAUCAAUUCACUUAUUUAAGGGCAAGAUUUGAAAGGGUUGUAGGGUCUAAGGAUUCUGAGGCAUUGUAUAUGAUUAAUCCUGAUCAUAGUGAAGGCCCUGAGUUGAGUAUUUUCUUUGUUCGGGGUUCUUUUAAUUAACUGUCUUAUAAGAGACCGUCUUAUUAAUUAGAAAUUAUUUUUUGUUAUGUUUUUUUUAUUGAAAUUAAAGAAUCUUAAUCUUUAAUUUGUUGAUUGGUGAUGAUUACUGAUAUAGAAGCUAGUGUUGUCUCAUAGUUGAUGUAAUUUGAGGUAUGUGAGGAUUAUAUUUGGAUGAAUAUAAUAAGAUCUAGAGAACACU
Molecule: messenger RNA, 1644 nt
Organism: Beta vulgaris subsp. vulgaris (sugar beet)
Lineage: Eukaryota; Viridiplantae; Streptophyta; Magnoliopsida; Caryophyllales; Amaranthaceae
Product: protein MIZU-KUSSEI 1
Exons: 1
Coding region: 597-1445 (282 amino acids)
Biological process (GO): hydrotropism
Source: RefSeq, a predicted model, not a curated record